UAGACCCACGGAUGCACCAUUGAGUCCUCCGUGACGGGCACGCAUCACGAUGUCUAACAGCUGGCUUUUCACCAUCGCCCUCAGCGUCGCGCUUGUGUCGUCGGCACUGGCCGAGUGCGUUACUUACGGCAACUGUGGCACAGAGCCGGACACCGGCAAGCCGCUGCCAUGCGCCGUCAACCGUGGUCCACAGCCCCUCGAGAGUAAAUUCCUGGAGAAAGCGUGUCCCGCUCUGCGCGACCCUUCCGGCAAGCCAGCGCCAGUUUGCUGCGACGCUAAGCAGGCGGAAAGCAUGGUGUCCGAGUUCAAGACCCUCCGCAACCUCGUCAACGAAAAAAAAUAUAAGGGGUGCUUGCUCAACUUCCAGAACCUCGUCUGCCAGGCGUACUGCUCGCCGAAACAGUCCGAAUUCGUCGCCAUCAACGGGACCAGCACCGAGGAAAGCGGCAAAUCCUCGGCCACGGAGUUGGUCUAUGCCGUGCACCCGAGCUUCGCCGAGGGACUGUACGCAGCUUGCAAGGGCGUUCCCACCCGAAUAUUCGGUGUCAAGUUGAUGCGUUUCAUGUGCGGAAAGCACGGCGCUGCCAAGUGCUCGCCCCAACGCUUCCUCGACUUCGUGGGCUCCGUCUCCUCGGAGGGCGGCCACUCGCCGGUCAAGAUGAAAUUCGAACUCACCAAGAGCCAGUAUACAGUGGGUGACCGGAAGCUGGAGCCGUACAACCCCAAAUUAAUCUGACCUAGCAGAAAGCUGGCGCGCGCACGCGGUUGAAACGGUUGAUAUUGGUGCAAUAAAUUGCAUUACUCGACACAGCAGAA
Messenger RNA from Dermacentor silvarum, 816 nucleotides. RefSeq names its product NPC1-like intracellular cholesterol transporter 1. The transcript has a single exon. Lineage: Eukaryota; Metazoa; Arthropoda; Arachnida; Ixodida; Ixodidae. The record is from RefSeq and is a predicted model, not a curated record. The coding region runs from base 50 to 736 and encodes 228 amino acids.